AUGGAGAUCCCCUUCGACAUGGACGAGGACGGCCUCGUGCCCCUGGUGACCCCCAGGUUCGCCGUCGUCGAGCUGGCGCUGGCUACGCUCCCGCGCCAUCUCCGCGGCGGCACCGGCGACGACAUCGCCACCCUGACCACCGAGGACGACAUGCGCUUCGACGAAGACGCCGACGACAAGCUCGACCCGGCGCUUGUCGCCGAGCUCCACCACGAGUUCCAGCGGCAGCAGCAGCAGCGGGGCGCUGGAGCCAAACAGACGCUCACGCCGCCGGAAAACUUCGCCCCCGUCAUCGACACCAUCUACCGGCUGCUGUUCCCUCAGCCGGCGAACUUUGAGUUUCUCAAGACGCUUAGGUUGAAGCUGGUGCUCUGCUUGAUCCCGGAGGAGUACCCCGACGUCCAGCAGCAGUUUUUGGACGACAACGGCAUCCGCCUCUUCCAGUUGGGGAUGCUGGGGAACAAGGAGCCCUUCGUCAUCAUCUCGGCCGAGCUCAUCACCGAGGCGGCGAAAAUCGUCCUCAACCCCGCCAACCACCCCAUCUUGAUCCACUGCAACCGCGGCAAGCACCGCACGGGGUGUCUCGUCGGCGUCCUCCGCCGCCUCCAGCAGUGGUCGUUGCUGCUCAUCUUCGACGAGUACCGCAAGUUCGCCGCCCCGAAGGAACGCCUGAUGGACCAGCAGUUCAUCGAGCUCUACAACGACGCCGCCAUCCGCACCUACGCCCUCGACCACGGGUGGCUCCCGCUCCUAUGGGACUCCGCCGGUGACGCCAUCAGCUGA
This is a messenger RNA of Diutina rugosa, 783 nucleotides long. RefSeq names its product putative tyrosine protein phosphatase (gene SIW14). The transcript has a single exon. The coding region runs from base 1 to 783 and encodes 260 amino acids. The record is from RefSeq and is a predicted model, not a curated record. Gene Ontology annotation, cellular component: cytoplasm. NCBI's taxonomy places the organism in Eukaryota, Fungi, Ascomycota, Pichiomycetes, Serinales, Debaryomycetaceae. Gene Ontology annotation, biological process: protein dephosphorylation. Gene Ontology annotation, molecular function: phosphatase activity; inositol diphosphate tetrakisphosphate diphosphatase activity.